AAUACACAAAUCCCUUGAAAGCCACACACACGGCAUACAGACGCAUUUUUGGUUCACAAAAUUACUUAUCCUUUUCAAUGGUUUGUUUAUAAAAAAAGGUUUGUUGCUACAGUCACUUGUGUCUGUGAUGACCGUCUAACGAUCUAGACACCGGUCUGCAGGAUUGAUAUCUCCAACUGCGGCGUCAUUUACUGGAAUCGCGUCGGCCAUGUUGUAGUGGGGGUUGAUGCAAGUUUAGAGGUAGGAAGAGUAGCUACAGGAACUGGGUUAGCCUACUUUUGGUGACUUCUUUUGUCAUGUCGCUGGAUACAUUUUGCUGGGAUUUUAUUCAUUAAGGCGUUCUGUCUGUGUCAACCCCUUUAAUCGUUUAAUUUCUUCAUCAUUCGUUUUGCUUUGAUUUAACUUCAUUGUUAUUUCAUUCACCGAGCACAAAAACGAUUGAGAAAGACCUGUGUUGGAGGGAGGCGGGAUGGGGGCGACUGUGAUUUCCAUGUUGGAAUACUAGCUGAUUUUUCGUCGAACGCAGAAAUAAAAACACAAGCGACACGAGUUCGUGAAUUUCUAAAAGACGUGACCAUGGGCUGCAUCAAGAGUAAAGAGGACAAGGGGCCUACCAUGAAGUACCGCCCGGAUAAUGCUCCGGUCUCAGAUGUCAUCGGCCCCCACGUGGGCCACUACGGGCCUGACCCCACCCAGCUGCAGCAGAACCAGCCGUCCUCCACGGGGCCCGCUGCAGGUUUCAACCCCCACACCAUCACCCCCUUCGGAGGAGCUUCCUCCAUCAUGACCCCCUUCGGAGGGGCUUCCACCUCCUUCUCCGGUGCUCUGCCCGGCACGUUCCCCGGUGCCGUCUCAAGUGGGGUUACGUUCUUUGUGGCCUUGUACGACUAUGAAGCCAGAACCUCAGACGACCUGUCGUUCAAAAAAGGGGACCGCUUCCAGAUCAUCAACAACACAGAAGGGGACUGGUGGGAGGCGCGCUCCAUCAACACAGGGAAGAAGGGUUACAUCCCCAGUAACUAUGUGGCACCAGCUGACUCGAUCCAGGCUGAAGAGUGGUACUUUGGUAAAAUGGGACGUAAAGAUGCUGAGAGGCUGCUGUUGAAUCCAGGCAACAACCGAGGCACCUUCCUGGUGCGAGAGAGUGAAACUACUAAAGGUGCUUACUCCCUGUCCAUACGAGACUGGGACGAUGCCAAAGGCGACAAUGUGAAACACUACAAGAUCCGCAAACUUGACAACGGGGGUUACUACAUCACCACGCGCGCCCAGUUUGACACGCUGCAGAAACUGGUCAAACACUACACAGAGCAUGCAGACGGUCUGUGCUACCGGCUGACCACGGUGUGCCCCACGGUGAAGCCCCAGACCCAGGGACUGGCCAAGGAUGCCUGGGAGAUCCCCCGGGAGUCCCUACGCCUGGAGCUCAAACUGGGCCAGGGAUGCUUUGGAGAGGUCUGGAUGGGCACGUGGAACGGCACCACCAAGGUGGCCAUUAAGACCCUGAAGCCAGGCACCAUGUCCCCCGAGGCCUUCCUCCAGGAGGCCCAGAUCAUGAAGAAGCUGCGACACGACAAGCUGGUGCCCCUCUACGCCGUGGUAUCUGAGGAACCCAUCUACAUCGUCACUGAGUACAUGGCCAAAGGAAGUUUGCUGGACUUCCUAAAAGAGGGAGAUGGUAAAUUCCUCAAGCUUCCCUUGCUGGUGGAUAUGGCAGCACAGAUCGCUGACGGUAUGGCUUUCAUCGAGAGGAUGAACUACAUCCACAGGGACCUGCGCGCCGCUAACAUCCUGGUCGGGGACAACCUGGUGUGCAAGAUCGCCGACUUCGGUCUGGCUAGGCUGAUCGAGGACAACGAGUACACAGCUAGGCAAGGGGCCAAGUUCCCCAUCAAGUGGACGGCUCCUGAGGCCGCCCUGUACGGGCGCUUCACCAUCAAGUCAGAUGGCUGGUCCUUCGGCAUCUUACUCACUGAACUGGUCACCAAGGGCAGGGUGCCCUACCCAGGCAUGGUGAACAGGGAGGUCCUGGAGCAGGUGGAGCGGGGGUACCGUAUGCCCUGCCCCCAGGGCUGCCCAGAGUCCCUCCACGAGAUGAUGAAGCUGUGCUGGAAGAAGGACCCUGACGAGAGGCCCACCUUCGAGUACAUCCAGUCCUUCCUGGAGGACUACUUCACAGCCACGGAGCCACAAUACCAGCCUGGGGAUAACCUAUAGUCAGGCCUGGCCGCAGCACAGCCCUGGACCACUUCACCGUGCAAUGUAUCUCUCCACCCAGGAGGAGCAGACUUGGAUACAGACGCAUGGAGACGUAAUUCUAUGAAUAAUGUGCUUCAGAAAAGCCAACUGGAAGCUUGGUUAUCAAGUUGCACAAACCACUGCUAUUGCUGAUGAUAAUUUUUCUUUUUUAAACAAAUGUUCAGUUUUUUUAUUUCAGGUACUACAUAUAGUCUUAGUUUGUAUGAAUUUACCAAAAAAAUUGUCCUCAAUGAUCAUGUUCAUUUUCAAAGUGACCAAUCAUUCAACUGUGUAGUUGUUUUAACAUAUUUGUUGAACCAUGAAAAUGGCAUGAGAAAGCCCAUCAGGUAGAGGCUUUCUGAAUGAGAGCUCUUCAAAAUGGAGGACAAGAGAGAAGGAUGUACUGUAAGGCUGCGUUUACACAUAGGCAGCCCAAUUCUGAUCAAUCGUAUCAGAUCUUUUAAAAUCUUUUUCAGAGCUGAUCUGAUUGGGUAAAAGACCAAUUAGUGAAAAUAAGAUCAGAAUUGGGCUGCCUGUGUAAACUCGAAGGCAAGUACUGUGGGAAUAUUUCAAAUGAGCAUUCAGUUCAACUGGAAAAUGCUUUUCUUUCUACAUUCGUGUUUUUCUGAAUGAUUGACUUGAGUGGCGCGGAUCAGGGACAGUUGCGUGGGUCCGUCUUGUCUGCUCAUUUUCUAUUUUAUUUCUAUAUAAACUAAGAAUUAUUCAUAUCAUGGAAAUGGUUGUAGGUUCAUGUGAAGCUCUCGAGUCCUUCAAUAACACUAAGUCCAUCCUGUUAUGUGUCCAAGACAGACUGUUGCCAUGCCAAGUUACAUUACCUCUUUAAAGAUCACUACAGAGUAUGACUAAACCUUGUUUCCCUUGUACUCUGAUCUGGAGUCAGUUUUUAGCAUUUUCCCAACAAAUUCUUUAGGUGAGGAUUACAGUAGUGGAAGCUGAUCCUAGAUCUGUAUCUAAGGGAAACUUCACCCCGGAGCAAUGUAUCACUGUGAGAUAGGAUAAUAUUCAGCUCUCGCCUGGCAAUGCCGACAGCCCUGUAGAUCACUAAGCUACAUGCCAACGCAGAUUGUCUCUGCACAUGUCAUAGUGCUACGCAACAGGAGGCAAUAUUGAAUGGAGCUAGUAUAGACUAACAGUACCUCCUAGGACCAGAAUUAAUUUAUGGAUGCAACCACCUGAUUUGACAGUUUUACAUGCCAGCAAUAACUUGUACACAAUUAUGUUAAAAAGGACUUGGCCUUCUCUUUCACUUACAUGGAUAAGUCAUUUACUAGACUCAUCACGUGUUCUAUUUUCAGACCUGAAGAUGCUCGAAAAGGAAACCAUUUCACCUUUAUGGGAAAAUAUUGCCAAAGCACCUGAAAACUGUUUAUUUUGACUACAUGUGAUUUUAUAGUGUGAACGGAUUUCAUUCAGUCAACAGUUUCAGCCUAGAUACAAAGAGGAUACGUUUUUAUUCAGACGUUUUUGUUUUUAAAGGUAGACUCAGCGAAAUGACGUUGCCACGAGCAGCACCGCAGAUGUUGCGAUGAGCGAGAUGCAAGCCUUCGCUCCCUCAGUCACAUACAGUAUCUGCGCUUGCGCAAGGGUUCCCUUCACGCUUUUAGAGCGUGGUAGGUACGGGACCAAAACAGUGGGAGAGUUUAGCCUCGCGCUUCAACGCUCUUAGUUGUUGCGGAAUUUGACCCACUAUGCUGUUUAUGUUGUGCACCUACAUCAUAUCGCUGAGUCUUCCUUUAAUACAUUAGUCGGAACCAGUGAACGGUUAGUUAUAUUUUAAGACCGCAAAAUGGAGGAAGGUCCUUUUAAUGCGUCAUGUCGCAUCCACAGGGGUCAUUUGACUUGUUUUUCUAUAAACUCAUCAGUUAAGCGGUACAUUUGAUUAUGCAUACUUACAUAGAUUGGUCAACUAGGGGUUUAAAAGAAGGGCUUUUUACAAAAUCCUGAUUUUAUAAAAAGGACAGCAAAGACUAGAACGCAAGUUAUAACGUUGGGGGAAAGAUACAUAAUUAUGGUUUAGAUACUAAUCUGUGGAAUUUGUACAGUUGGAAAAUAAAACAUUUCUGAUUCUAA
Messenger RNA from Salmo salar (Atlantic salmon), 4329 nucleotides. It is a transcript of the gene yes1, whose product is annotated as YES proto-oncogene 1, Src family tyrosine kinase. NCBI's taxonomy places the organism in Eukaryota, Metazoa, Chordata, Actinopteri, Salmoniformes, Salmonidae. Gene Ontology annotation, biological process: protein phosphorylation. The record is from RefSeq and is a predicted model, not a curated record. Gene Ontology annotation, molecular function: protein tyrosine kinase activity; protein binding; ATP binding.